Molecule: messenger RNA, 1967 nt
Organism: Anas platyrhynchos (mallard)
Lineage: Eukaryota; Metazoa; Chordata; Aves; Anseriformes; Anatidae
Gene: CFAP96
Product: cilia and flagella associated protein 96
Cellular component (GO): cytoplasmic microtubule; centrosome
Source: RefSeq, a predicted model, not a curated record
UGUGAAAUUGUGAAACGUACGAGGUGCGCCCAGCCCUUCCGCAGGGCUUGUAACAGCCCUGUGAAAACAGCCCACGUCGUCAAAGCUGUUUGCAGCGUGGCGCUGGUGCCUCUCCUCAUCGGGUGCCCACACGCCAGAUACGGCUCAUGUGUGGUGUUGACUGCUUAUAGACUUUUGCAGUAGCACAAAUAAACAGGGAUACUUCUACCUUUUCAGUGCAGUACACUGUCACACAGAUCCAGCCAUGCCUGCGGAAGGAAAAAGUGAUCUGGAGAGGAUUGGCCUCUUCAGUGAAAUGGGUUAUGUUACCAUUGGAGAUAAAUAUGUAUCACAGUAUAUGCGCCCUUUUAAUGAAGCUGCAAGCAAGAACAGACAAAUGUUACCUGGGGGUUCCAAAACAUUGUCAGCUCUUCAAGAAGGUUAUUUUGAGCCUCAGUUUGUAAGGAUUUUCGAUGGUGAAGCCUACUCAAACCCUGUUCAGCUAAGGAGACGCUAUAGAUUGGCAGAAGCAAAGAAAAAUUUGGGCAAAGCUUUCCUGCCCAGUAAUGGAGACAAAUUGCCAUGUGGAAAGGGCACCUAUUAUGGAACUAUAGGAGGUCCAUUUACAUACUUCAGUGCACAACUGAAAGCCAGAGAAAGAUACAUUCCUCCUGGAAAGAAUUUUUAUACUAAUCCAGGAAAAAAAGGAACCGGAUAUGGUUAUGCAAAUCUUACCAUAGGAGAACAAUAUCCACAUGAAGCAGAUGGGUAUGAAUUAGAAAAAUUAAUUGCAAAGAAAGCACGAGAGGAACACAAGCGUUUGGUUAAAGGAGGGCCUUUCAAGAUCAAUCUGUAUCCCCAGGACUAUUUUGAUGUGAAUCCUUAUUUUAAUGACAAACCUUUGCCACCUGUGAAGAAACCACCUCCAGAGAAGCCAAUUGCACCGCCUUUUAUACCAAGUUCUCCUGCUAAAAAGUCAGGGGGCAUGAAAGGAGGCACGUUUGAUCCUUAUCCAAGCCAUUCUGCUGAUCCUUAUGUAAUUAAAAAAUCUAUGGCUGUCCCAACCAGUAAAGAACGAAAGAUUUUCUAUCCUCCUCCUGGACCAAGAAGCAGACCUGUUACAAGCAUAAUAACUUUAAAUGUCACAAGAUCAAUAAAUGCAAAUAACUACAAGACUGCACACCUGACAUCUGACUAGUUCCUCUUCUUUCCCUUGGAGUACAUCGUCCCACAUCAGUGAAAGCAGAAGAAUAGUUUCCAGGAGAUUCCUGGUCUACUGAAAACAGAACAUCAUUACGUGACACUACGGUAAAAUAAACAAAACCAUGGUGCUGCUUGGUUUAAUUUAAGGGGAUGAAGACAUACCCAAUCUAUUAUUUCACCCUUAAUAGAAGGAAUGUGAUGGUUUAAGUGGACCUUUAAAGAAACAAAAAUACUGACUCUGAAGCACGGCAGAAGAAUGUAUUACAGAUGAUUGGAUGAACAAAAUUAAGCCUUACUGUAUGAAAGAAUACACUCCUACUGGACCAAAUGGAAGACAUGACAGCAGUUGUGAAAAGCUUUCUCUGAAUGCCAACAAUAUAAACAUGUAAUGACAUGCACAAAAUUUGACUAAAGCAUGCCUCAGUGAGAUAAUAGAUGAAAACAAAUUUUCCUCACUAAGUGAUCUAAGAUGCAUUUCUACUUUACCAGGGGCACUAUUUAGGCCUUGUCAAGCCAACUUGUUAGUUAUUUCGUAAAAACAACUCUAUUUUAAGUGAUCAUUACUUACCAAUCUAUGUGGCAGAUUUUCUGUAAAGCACAGUUUGCCAAUGCUUAUUACAGGAUGGUGUGUUAUAAAAUUGUAAAUAUAUCUUUUCAAAUUUUAAUAAAAAGUAAAAUAAAAAUCUUGUACUCUCUAUAGCUCUGCAAGUUGCCAAUGUGAAUGAAAAUAAACUGGAAUUAUUUCAGACCAGAGGAUGAACUGAACUGCUUCUUGGCUUCUGAGA